AUGGCCCCCGCCCCGAUCGACCAAAAAUGGUGGAAAAAUGCCAUCAUCUACCAAAUCUACCCGGCCAGCUUCAAAGACUCCAAUAAUGACGGUAUCGGCGAUAUCCCCGGCAUCAUCUCCUCCCUGGACUACAUCACCAGCCUCGGCGUGGACGUCGUCUGGCUGAGUCCCAUGUACGACAGCCCCCAGCACGACAUGGGUUACGAUGUGGCCGACUACGAGAGCGUCUACCCACCCUACGGCACCGUGCAAGACAUGCAGGUCCUCAUCGACGAGUGCCAUCGUCGCGGACUCCGCAUCAUCCUCGACCUCGUGGUCAACCACACCUCCGAUCAGCACGCCUGGUUCAAAGAAUCGCGUUCCUCGAAGUCAAACCCCAAACGAGACUGGUACAUCUGGCGACCGGCGAAAUACGCCGCCGACGGGACCCGCAGGCCGCCGAAUAACUGGCGGAGUAUAUUCGGAGGCAGUGCGUGGGAGUGGGACGAGACGACGCAGGAGUACUACCUGCAUUUGUUCGUCAAGGAGCAGCCCGAUGUCAACUGGGAGAAUCCGGACGCGAGACGCGCGAUUUACGACUCGGCGAUGGAGUUCUGGUUGCAGAAGGGCGUGGACGGCUUCCGAGUCGACACGGUGAAUAUGUAUAGCAAGCAGCCGGGGCUUCCUGAUGCGCCGGUGCUGGAUCCUAAGUCCGAGACGCAGGUUGCGGCGUCGCUGUUUUGCAAUGGCCCGCGGAUUCAUGAGUAUCUGGGCGAGAUGAAUGCCAUCUUGAACAAAUACGACGCGAUGACGGUUGGCGAGCUGCCCAACACGCAUACUCUGGACGGUGUCCUGGCUUAUGUGUCUGCGGCGCAGAAUCAGUUGAGCAUGGUGUUUCAAUUCGACAUCGUCGAUCUGGGGAUGGGCAAGGACUACAAAUACUUGACCACGCUCCCUGGGUGGACACUGCCCGAGCUGAAGGGCGCUAUCAAAGGAACACAGGACAUCAUUGACGGCACGGACGGCUGGACGACGGUGUUUAUGGAGAAUCACGAUCAAGGACGCUCGGUCUCUCGGUUCGGCUCAGAUAAGACACCAGAACUGCGCGUCCGAUCGGCGAAAAUGCUGUCUCUCAUGCAGUGCACCCUAUCCGGGACUCAAUUCGUCUAUCAAGGCCAGGAAAUUGGCAUGGUCAACGCCCCCGAGCACUGGAGCAUCGAGGAAUACAAAGACAUCGACAGCAUCAACUUCUACAACAUGGUUCGCGGAAAGACAAACAAUGAUCCCGUCCAAUUGGAGAACGCCAUGAAGGCUCUCCAGCGUUUGGCAAGAGACCACGCUCGUCUCCCCUUGCAAUGGAGCGCCGAGCCAAACGGUGGCUUCUCACCUACUGCGUCUGCGAAGACCUGGAUGCGUGUGCACGACAACGUCUCCGAACUCAAUGUGCAGAAGCAAGAGCAGGACUCGGCGUCUGUGCUAAGUUUCUGGAAGAGCGCCAUGCGAUUGCGCAAGAAGUAUGCUGAUGUGUUCGUCUUUGGAACGUUCGAGCUUCUAGACGAGGGGAACGAAAAGACAUUUACAUACUUGAAGAAGUCGCAGGAUCGGACCGUUCUCCUGGUGUUGAACUUCUCGGAGGAAGGACAGAAAUUCGAGAAGCCCGCAACUUUGGAGGGCCAGGAGCUCAGUCUGUUGUUUGGAAAUGUGGAUAAUAGAUCGGGUGAUGAGCUGUUGCCAUUUGAGGGCAGGGCCUAUCUGGUAAACAAGGCUUAGUAUGGUACAGGCUAGAUGUAG
This is a messenger RNA of Aspergillus steynii IBT 23096, 1770 nucleotides long. Its product is annotated as glycoside hydrolase family 13 protein. Gene Ontology annotation, molecular function: alpha-amylase activity. NCBI's taxonomy places the organism in Eukaryota, Fungi, Ascomycota, Eurotiomycetes, Eurotiales, Aspergillaceae. The record is from RefSeq and is a predicted model, not a curated record. The coding region runs from base 1 to 1749 and encodes 582 amino acids. The transcript has a single exon. Gene Ontology annotation, biological process: oligosaccharide catabolic process.